AUGUCGACAUUUGGCGGGUACAUGCCUGAGUUCCCUGACAUUCGUGUCGACCAUUUUCGCCAAAUUAUAGGUCGAACUGCUCCGCUAGCAUGCUUCUUAAGCCAUGUUCACAGCGACCAUCUUGAGGGACUUGAUAAUGAUCGUGUCAAACUGCCAUUUGUUUACUGUUCGGCGGCUACCAGAGAAAUCUUGUUGAGACUCGAAAAGAGAAGAGACCGCUUGAACUUGGCGCAGGGUAUUUUAGAAAAGGAGAAGAGAACUUAUAAACAUUUGAAGAGUGUUUUGAAACCGAUUCCAUUAGAGACACCAACAUUGAUUGAGUUGGCGCCGAAAAAUGAAGUAAGGGUUACAUUGUUUGAUGCCAAUCAUUGCACAGGGGCAGUAAUGUUCUUGUUUGAAAAGGAGAAUACUGCAGUCUUGUAUACUGGGGACAUUAGAUCGGAACCAUGGUUCGUCAAUAAUUUGACACGAAGUCCAUUUUUGAUCGAGUACACAAGCGGCAUGAAGACUUUAGAUUGUAUUUACCUCGAUACAAGCAACACUGGACCAUUAGCAUUCCCUACGAAGGCUGAUGGCUUGAAGGAAAUGAUUGAGAAAGUCAGAAAAUAUCCACCAAAUACCAAGUUCCACUUUUCGGCCUGGACGUUUGGAUAUGAAGAGGUUUGGGCAGCGCUAUCACGAACACUCGACUCGCAGAUUCAUGUGGACAAAUACAAGUACAAGUUGUACCAAUCGCUGCGUCAAGAUGGGUCUGAUGGACAAUCACGAUUCUUGGCACCUGAGGGUCCUGUGUUAGUCGGAUGUAUUGUUGGAAAUGGCCCAAAAGAAGGUUGUUUGACUACCGAUAAAAGCGUACGAAUCCACAGCUGUGAGAAGGGAAUGGGCUGCUCGGCUUAUGGAGAGGAUGACAUUGUGCUGAUACGCCCAUUUAUUGCCCGUGGACCAGAUGGAGUGGAAAUAGCAGAAGUUGGUAUUGGAGGUGGCUGGGGCGAUCUAGUACCAAGUUAUGAAGUCGCCAUGGAUUUCGAUGAUGUCAAGGAAUUUCUAGAGACAGUUUUUGCCGAGACAGAUCAACCCAUAAUUGAAGACAUUCGAAGUAUGCUUCUUGCAGAACUGAUAUCUACGAAGGGGGCCAUAUCAUUAGAUGGAAUGCAAUUUGGUAGCGAUACAAUCUCUCUAAAGGGACUUGGUGAAUCUUUGCUACGAAAGUUGGCACAGAAAUCUACUGUAGUACCCGACAAGAAGAGAGACGCUAUUCCUGAAAAGGGCCUUCCCAAGGUAAUCACAUUUCCAUACUCACGUCACUCGUCAUAUGCCGAACUUUGUCAUCUUGUUGAAAUCUUCAAACCAAAAGAUGUUUAUCCAUGUACUGUAGAUGAAGAAGAAUGGCAUGAAGGAUUAAGCAUGAAAACUCUCUUUGGAGAAUAUUGCUCUGCUUCCGUUUUUCGGCAUGAUAGUGAAAUACGAGAACUGGUUGCUAUUCGUGUUGCCGAAAUGGCCAUGAUGUCAAGCCAACAAACGCAAACAACAACUGCGUCCAAAUCUUCUCCAAUGUCGACAGGCCAUUUUGAGGAACUCGCUUUAACAGCAGCCAGGUUGGACAACGGAAUUGGCCCUUCCACGCCAAAUCCAUUUCACGAAGGGACAACUAGAAUUGGUCGACAAUCAAUGUCUAACUGGUCGCAAGAGCUGGUAUCCCCAUCUCCAGCUCCACCAUCUCAAAUGGGUGUAACCAGCAUCAGUCAGACACCAAGAUCAGUUGCUACAAAUUCAGACUUGAGUUCAAGCCGUCAAGCGUCGCAGCGAAGAGCGGCUGCGGAUAUGAUUAGUCCACCACCCUUGAAACGCGUUCGGCUUAGCGAGGAUUCCCAAAUGAAUGAUUCAACGCCUUCGAAAUCACCUACCCCUUCAGAAUCUGUUACGGACUUGGAACAACAAGGCGUCGCGUCCUCCGCUGAGAUCAGCGGCGACAAUGUUGACUUAACGGUCCCACUCAAACUAUUGAUGGAGAAGCUUGGCAAUGUACCUGCACUCUUUGAGCAAACGCGGAAAGCAUUACUGGAACUCGAUAUUGGCGAGAUAGAUGUUGAAGCAUACAUCUCUCAGGAAUUAUCGACCCUGGAUUCCAUCCAUGCACAAAUUGAUCAGCUUGUACCACCGCCCAUUCUAUCGGCGCUAUAUGCUAGUAUACAAUCACUUUCUCAAGAAGUGGUCGCAGAUUUCUUGGGAUUGCGUGAUCAUGUAGGCUUGUAUGCAUACCUGGAAAUAGAGGUGGGACUGUACACACGUCGCCAAUUAACACCACUGCAACACCUCAUUGAAGAGAUCAAACAUAUCAAGUUGUAUUUGGAUCAAUCCCCGAGUCAACGGAAGCCCUGGAGAUCUAACGUAAGCCUGGAAAGCAUGUCGGAAGUAUUCACACUUGAAGCCAAUAGCGACGCAGAUACAAUGGAUCAUCAAGAUAUCUCCACGCCCAUGGACGAGAAUGAACUAGCAGCAGGCGUUACCACCGAGGAUGAUGAAGAUAUCUUUCCCACAUUGUCAGAGGAAGAGGACCUUCACGAAGAUGAGAAUUUCCCCUUCUAUGACCCAAUUGAUAAAAUCCUUCGAUGUGGAGAUUGUGGUCAUGAGAUUUGGGAGGACGCAGCUGGAAGGGUAGAUUUGACGCUCGGAUUUUGCACUGGCUGCGGCAAUGGAAUUAGCCCCUUCUAUGAGGAUGCUGAUUUUCCUGGGAAAAUCCCUCGUAUCUACGAAGAUGAAUAUGGAAGCGAGGCUGACGAAGAGAGAGCUCGAGCAUUGAUUGGGGAUACACAUCUCGAUUAUCAAUCCUCGGCUUACGAUACCCAAGACGAGGAUUCCGAACUUGUUUUGAAUGAAGAUUAUGAAGUUAAUAGUUUUAUUGAUAACUCCGAAGUGCUAGAAUCAGAUUCAGAGUCCGAGACUUCUGAUAGUGAGAGUGAGGGAGAGGUAGAUUAUAAAUCCGCGUUCAAGAAACUGCAAGCGAAUUUUGACCUAUUGAUGAAUGAUUAUUGCGAGUUGGCGGAUGCGUUUGAAGAGUUUAGGCAUGAUAUGCUUGGUACGAGUGAAGAGGAAGAUGAUGGGGAUAUAGAGGAUAAUGAUGAGGAAGAGGGAGUGAGAAGAGAUGAGUUAGGGGCACAUGUGGUGGAUGUUUUGGUGAAGCAGGGGGAGCUUGUGGUGGAAGAUGUGCUCGUUUCGUCGUUCAGAAGUGUUGUUGAGGAGGAGGGAGAGGGAGAUGUGGGUGGUGAUGAAUUCAGAGACAAAGAACUCGAGCAAGAUGAAGCCACGAUUGUUGAGGUUAUAUCAAUCACGUCUUCUGAUCCGAGAGGAGAAAGCAUGGAAUUGUGA
Molecule: messenger RNA, 3366 nt
Organism: Botrytis deweyae
Lineage: Eukaryota; Fungi; Ascomycota; Leotiomycetes; Helotiales; Sclerotiniaceae
Exons: 5
Coding region: 1-3366 (1121 amino acids)
Biological process (GO): interstrand cross-link repair; double-strand break repair via nonhomologous end joining; protection from non-homologous end joining at telomere
Molecular function (GO): 5'-3' DNA exonuclease activity; damaged DNA binding
Source: RefSeq, a predicted model, not a curated record